Candida albicans SC5314 is the source of this 3723-nucleotide messenger RNA. It is a transcript of the gene SMC1, whose product is annotated as cohesin subunit. NCBI's taxonomy places the organism in Eukaryota, Fungi, Ascomycota, Pichiomycetes, Serinales, Debaryomycetaceae. Gene Ontology annotation, molecular function: protein binding; DNA binding; ATP hydrolysis activity. The transcript has a single exon. Gene Ontology annotation, biological process: sister chromatid cohesion. Gene Ontology annotation, cellular component: nucleus; chromosome; cohesin complex. The record is from RefSeq and is a predicted model, not a curated record. The coding region runs from base 1 to 3723 and encodes 1240 amino acids.
AUGGGUAGAUUAAUAGGAUUAGAACUAUUCAAUUUCAAGUCUUAUAAGGGCAAAUCCAUUAUUGGAUUUGGCUCCUCGUACUUUACAUCAAUCAUAGGACCUAAUGGGGCUGGUAAAUCAAACAUGAUGGAUGCCAUUUCCUUUGUUUUGGGGGUUAAUUCUUAUCAUUUAAGAUCUCAGAAUUUGAAGGAUUUGAUUUACAGAGGAAGAAGAAAUAUUGACACUGAUAGUACUACAUUAGAUGCAAUUGAACAGGAUCCCACCAGUGCUUACGUUAUGGCGACUUACGAAAAGGAUGAUGGAGAAAUUUUGAAAUUAAAGAGAACCAUUACCGCUUCUGGAAAUAGUGAUUAUCAAAUAAAUGGUCAAUCAGUGACAAUGUUGAAUUAUAGUAUGGUUCUAAAACAGGAAAAUAUUUUGAUCAAAGCAAGAAACUUUCUUGUUUUCCAAGGUGAUGUAGAAACGAUUGCAUCUCAGAAUCCAAAAGAUUUGACCAAAUUGAUUGAAACCAUUAGUGGCUCGAAUGAAUACAUAAAUGAAUAUGAAAGAUUGAAAGAAGAACACGAAAAAGCCCACGAGUUGACUACUUCGGUUUUCUCAAGAAAGAGAACCCUUAAUUCCGAGUCGAAACAAUAUAAAGAGCAAAUGGCUGAACAACGUCAAUUUGAAGAGAAAAUUAUUACCAAAAAUGAUACUGUCAAAAAGAUCAAUUUGUAUAAGCUUUUCCAUAAUGAAAAGAAACACAAUCAAUUAAAAGAUGAAAUUAAAUCAAAAAACGAGGAGUUGAAACUUGCUAAGAAAGAGUUAUCGAAUAAGGAGAAAACAUACAAAUCCAUAAUGACAGAUUACUCAAGCAGUGUUUUGAAUGCCAAAAAGCAAAAGCAACAAACAGAGGCAGCUCAACAGAAAAUCGACUCAACGAAACGUGAAUUAAUUCCAGUUGAAGCUAACCAGAGAUCAUUAUCGAAUAAAAUCAAUUUCCAUAAACUUAAGGUUGGUGACUUGGUAAAGGAUAUUGCUAGACAAAAGACGCAAGUUUCCUCAGUGGAAAGACAAUUGAGAGAUGCUCAAAGAAUGUUUGAUGAUUUUCAAGCAAAAAUAGCUGCAGCUGUUGCAUCAUCUACGAAUAUUUCACCAGAGGCCCAGAAAGAGUAUGAAGAGUUGAGGUCUAAGUUUUUAGCAGAGAAUGGAUCAGAACUAGAAGAGCAGAUUUCGUUGUUGUUGAACAAUAAGGAUAGUUUGAACUCAGCAAAGUCAAAUCUUGAGAACCAGAAAACUAAUGCUGAAAAUAGAAUUGCGGAAUUGGAAUCCAUUGUAGCCACUGACUUGAAAUCGAAAUUACACGAUGUUUCCAAUGAAAUCAAUGAAGUGCUUGACAAAAAAAGUGACAAAGUGGAAGCACGAAAUGCUCUUAUUAAACAGAAAGAUGAAUUCAACCACGAAGAACUAAAAUUAAACACUAGGUUGAGAGAUGUCUUAGUUAAGCUCGACGAGUUAGCUUCCCAACAGAGAGAAUCAAACAAACAAAAAAAGUUGAGAGAGAAUGUUGCUACAUUGAAGAGACUUUUCCCACAAGGUGCGAUUAAAGGUCUUGUAUACGAAUUAGUUCGUCCCACUCAACAAAAGUAUGAGUCAGCUUUGGCAACGUUGUUAGGACCAAACUUUGACAGUAUUAUUGUUGAAUCAUCUGCAGUUGCGUAUAAAUGUAUUGAUAUUUUGAAAGAGAGAAGAGCAGGUGUUGCUACGUUUAUUCCUUUGGAUUCAAUAGAAACUGAUAUAAUCAAUUUAAGUCACCUCAGAUCCAUUCAUCCUUCGGCAUUACCUGGUGUUGAUAUUAUUGAGUACCAAGAUAAAUCUUUGGAACCAGCAGUUAAUUAUAUUAUUGGGAACACAGUUGUUGUCGAUACUAUUGACACAGCAAGAAAUUUGAAAUGGCAAUCCAAUACCCGUUUUGACAACAAAAUUGUAACAUUACAAGGAUCAGUGAUUCACAAAUCUGGUUUAAUGACCGGUGGUCAACAGCAACAGAAAUCAUCAGCAAGUUUAAGUUGGAGUAAACAAGAAUGGACUAAAUUAAACGAAUUGAAAGAAGAGUUGAAUCAAAAAAUUUUCAAAUUACAAGAAAAAAGACCAAAAGAUUUAGAGAUUAAUUUAUUAGCAGAAGAAAUAGGAGCACUAGAUGACAAGUUGCCAGUGUUGCGUAAUCAAAAGACCAGUAUUGAACGAAUUAUCAAAGAUAGAGAAUCUGAAAUUGAAUUCCAAACUGGGUUAUUUAAAGGGUUUGAUAAAUCCAUACAAGAGAAGAUGAAUGAAAUAACUAAGAUAAAUGGGAAAAUCGACAAAGUUAAUGAAAAAAUGAAAUCAAGCAAGGAUUUGAUAUUUGCUGAAUUUUGUGAAAAAUAUGGUUUUAUUAAUGGUAUUGAAGAUUAUGAAAACAUGCAUGGAAGCACAUUAAGAGUGAGAGCAAAAGAAAGAGCUCAAUUCUCUAAAACCAUUUCCGUUUUACAAAACAAAUUGGAUUUCGAAAAAGAAAGAUUGAAAGAAACCAAAGAUCGAAGAAAAAGUAUUGAAAGUUUGAUUGUUGAUUUAGAAGAUGAUUUAGCAAAAGUAUUAACAGAAAAGAAGAAAUUAGAAGAAUCUUUGGAUAAAGAAGAGGCUGAAUAUGAAGUGUUGCAAACUGAAAUAUCUCAAUUUGAUGAUCUGAUGCAAUCUCAAUUGAAAACAUCGAAGUCUAUUGAAAGCGAUCUUGACGAUAGUAAACUGCUAGUUUCCACUUUGGUUAAGGAGAUUACUCAAAUAGAGGAAAACUUAUUGAAAACAGAUUCUGAAAGAGCAAAUGUUUUAAGGAAUUGUAAAAUUCAAAAUAUCAAUUUGCCGUUGAUUGAUGGGGAUUUGGAUAGUAUUUCAGUAGGUGAAAACUUGGAAAGCUCCAUAAAGGAAGUCUAUAAAAUAGAACUUGAUUAUGAAAUGCUAGAAGAGAGAUUUAAGGAAGUUUUUAACAAUAAACUCGAGAGUGAAUUAGAAGUCACAUUACAAAAUACCAUUAGUGACUUGGAAAAAUUGACACCUAAUGCUAAAGCCAUAGAAAGAUUGCGUGAAGUUGAAACUAAGUUACGAAAUUACGAUAAAGAAUAUAACGUUGCCAGACAAAAAGAGCGACAAGUAAUCGAACGUUUCAAAAAAGUGCAAGAGAAACGUUAUGAUAAAUUUAUGGAUGCAUUUAAUCACAUUUCUGGUUGUAUUGAUUCAAUCUAUAAAGAGUUAACCAAAUCUGCCAUGUCACCAUUAGGUGGGUCAGCAUACUUGACGUUGGAGGAUGAAGAUCUGCCAUUUUUGUCGGGUAUAAAAUACCAUGCUAUGCCACCAAUGAAACGAUUCAGAGAUAUGGAAUUGUUAUCCGGGGGUGAGAAAACUAUGGCGGCCUUGGCACUUUUAUUUGCUAUUCAUUCCUAUCAACCUUCACCAUUUUUUGUUCUUGAUGAAAUUGAUGCUGCUUUAGAUAACGCCAAUGUUGCUAGAAUUGGAAAUUAUAUCAAGAAAUAUGCUGGGCCUAAUUUUCAAUUUAUUGUUAUAUCUUUGAAAAAUUCUUUAUUUGAAAAAUCAGAUGCGUUGGUAGGUAUUUAUCGUGAACAAAGAGAAAACAGUUCCAAGACUGUAACUUUGGAUCUUAGAGAAUAUCCAGAUGAUGAUGUUCCUUUGAGUACUGUCACUGCCACUACAUAG